Messenger RNA from Ilex paraguariensis (yerba mate), 1548 nucleotides. Lineage: Eukaryota; Viridiplantae; Streptophyta; Magnoliopsida; Aquifoliales; Aquifoliaceae. The record is from the annotation of a GenBank genome assembly.
AUGGAAGGGGGUAUUGCUAAACCGGACAAAACAGAAUUCACAGAAUGCUAUCGAACAACUUGGAAAACACCUUACAUAAUUCGCCUUGCCCUGUCAGCUGGCAUUGGAGGGCUUCUCUUUGGUUACGACACAGGGACAUUGCAUGCAAAUGGAGGAACCUUAAGCAUACCAACUUUUGGUUAUUUUACUAUCUUUACUAUAUACAUGUUGCUCAAUGGGUGUUAUUUCUGGUGCCUUCUCUACAUACGGGAUGACUUCAAAUCUGUUGAGAGGCAAACAUGGCUGCAGGAAACCAUUGUGAGCAUGGCUGUAGCAGGCGCUAUUGUUGGUGCGGCAUUGGGUGGAUGGAUGAAUGAUAGGUUUGGAAGGAGAAAAUCAAUUCUGGUAGCUGAUGCUUUGUUCCUUAUUGGGGCAAUUGUCAUGGCGCUGGCUCCUUCUCCCGGGUUGAUAAUUUUUGGAAGAGUACUUGUGGGUUUGGGAGUUGUAAUGGCGUCCAUGACCGCACCUCUUUAUAUAUCAGAAGCUUCUCCUGCCAGAAUUAGAGGGGCAUUAGUUAGCACAAAUGACAACUGGAACCUGGCGUUGGAUGCUUGGGGUGGCAGGAUUUCCAGCUCUUGUUCAUUCAUAUUUAUGUUGUCGCUUCCAGAGUCUCCUAGAUGGUUAUAUCGGCAGGAUAAUGUAGAAGAAGCCAGGGCAAUCCUAGAGAAGAUCUAUCCUGCCGAUGAAGUUGAAGAGGAAAUGAAAGCAUUAAAGUUGUCUGUAGAAGCUGUAAAGGCCGAGGAAAUUUCUAUUGGUGAUGAUUUUAUUUCAAAACUCAAAGGUGCUUGGGGCAAUUUAGUUGUCCGAAGGGGACUCUAUGCCGGUAUCACUGUUCAAGUUGCUCAGCAGUUUGUUGGUAUCAAUACUGUCAUGUAUUACAGUCCUACCUUAGUUCAGCUGGCUGGGUUUGCUUCAAACAAGACAGCUUUAGCACUCUCUCUGAUUACAUCUGGUCUGAAUGCUGACGGCUCCAUUUUUAGUAUGGCUUUUGUGGACAGAUUUGGGAGGAGGAGGUUGAUGAUGAUCUCUAUGUUUGGGAUCAUUUUUUGCCUAUUGGUGCUAUCCGCCGUGUUUUAUGAAGCUUCUUCCCACUCCCCUCUUGUCAAUAGUUUUGAAUCCACCCACUUUGGAGCCAACUCUACAUGUCCGAGUUACUUGAAAGUGUCCGAUGCAUCAUCUUGGAAUUGUAUGACAUGCUUGAAAGCAUCUUCUUGUGCAUUUUGUGCUAAUGGGGACAGCAAAUAUCUACCUGGAGCAUGCCUAGCUGCAAAAGAUGCUAUUAGGGGAUCGUGCCGUGCAGAACGACGUACCUGGUACACAAAUGGUUGUCCAAGCGAGUUUGGUAUUGUGGCUGUAUUAUUUCUGGGACUCUACAUUUUAUCAUACUCACCUGGAAUGGGAACGGCACCUUGGAUUGUGAACUCGGAGAUAUACCCCUUGAGGUACAGAGGCCUUGGUGGAGGAAUCGCGGCAAUUGCUAACUGGAUUUCUAAUCUAGUAGUGAGCUAG